AUGCUGAGCAUGGAGAUGUACCCCAGUUUGACUCUGGGACCUCAGAGGAUCGGAGACUGCUUUUACAGAGAUCUGCCGGCUCCAGCUCACAUGCCGAUGUUUCCUCCCGCCGCCUGUGACAUGGCGGCAAAAGCCCUGCCCCAAAGGAUGCUGCCCCCUCCCCCGAAUGACCCUACCACCAAAACCCCAAAAGAUCAGGUGAAGAUGGAGCUGGAGAACGCCUCUCUAUGGAAACAGUUCACCACAGUUGGCACAGAGAUGAUCAUCACCAAGAAGGGCAGACGGAUGUUCCCCGGGCUGAGGUUAAAGCUCUCUGGCCUGAACCCAUCUCUCCGCUACCUCGUCCUCCUGGACAUCGUCCCAUUGGACAACUCCCGCUAUCGCUUCCAGGGUGGAGCCUGGCAGGCUGUUGGCGGGGCCGAGGCCAGGCUGCCGGACCGGGUCUUCAUCCACCCGGACUCACCUGCCACAGGCGCUCACUGGCAGAGCCGCACCAUCUCCUUUCACCACGCCAAGCUCACCAACAACACACUGGACUCCCAGGGACACAUUAUCCUGCACUCGCUGCAUCGCUACCAACCCAGGAUUCAUGUGAUUGAAGCCAGAGACGUGCUGAGGUGGGGCGGAGGGCAGCACUCCUUCAUUUUCCCUGAGACCCAGUUUCUCACAGUCACCGCCUACCAGAACAACAAGAUCACAGAGCUGAAGAUCAACUCCAACCCCUUCGCUAAAGGCUUCCGAGAGGAUGGCAUGAACAGCAAAAAACAAAGAGACGCAAGACAGAAGCGCAAAAUAUGUGACGGGACAGAAACCUUGGAUAUUGUGAACUGUGAUCCAUGCGACUCUACUGACCUUCAGCCACAGCAAAUGACCUCGGCCACAGACCUGCAGGCCCUCGCUCUGGCCUCUCUGCCCCCCAUGCCCAACCCCUCCUGUGGGUUCAGACCAGAGGAAGCCCCCUAUCAAGCCUCACUGAUCCAGGAGCAGCCGCUAGAUCUCGACCAGGCAUUUAUUGCCUCGCACAUGUCCGAUAUCGGCAUCUCCAUGGCCAACGGGAUGCAGGACAUGCCGGGGAGUGAGGUGGCGAAUUUGAUUGAAGGAUCAGACACACAGGCUUACACCUCCAACUUCCCUGCUGUUCAGGCCAACUCCUCUUUCCCUUUAGCACCUCUUCCUCAGUCCUCCUUCCUCCCUGUUCCUGACUCAUCAGAUACAUCCAAUCCUCAGACUAUCGACUACACCCCCAUCCUCUCCUCAUCCCCUACACUCUCCUCCUCCUCCAACACUCCCUUGCUGCAGCAGACCACCUUCACCUUCCCCACGCCGCCUCCUUCUAACUCCUCCUCACCGCAGCCACUCCUUUCCUCCUCUCCCUCCUAUCACACCAUGCCUGAGACAAUCAGCCCACACACACCUGCAGACGCCUCCUUUCAUGCGCCCCCUUGUCAGUCAGGUCUGCAGGAUCAAAUAUCAGCUCAUUCUCUGCUCAAUGACCAGCCUCUGCAGGGAGAUUCAAUCUCCAGUGCAAGUAAUUCUCCCAUUGAUCAAACGUCAGCGGUGUUUAUCUAUCCAAAUAACCUUCCUGUAAAUCCUGCUCCAGUUACCGCUCUCUCCAACUACAACCUCCCAUUAGCCCCCAGUCUCCCAUGCUCCCUUCCCACUCAUGGUACAUCUUUCCCCUUCCCCUCUGUCUCGCCACACAUGCAAUCAUUUCCAAACAUGUCUUCCAACCCUUCCCAUCAUGCCUUUAACUUCCAAAAUCUUAGCCACCAAACCCAAGCCUUCCCUCCCUCAUCCUUCCCUCAUCCGUCAUCCCUCCCUCACCCUCACCCCUACCCUUCCUUCCAGCCUUCCUCAUGCUUGGCUGUGCCCUCUUCUUUCCAGCAGUCUGUCUCUUCAGCUCCUUCAAUGCCACCAACAGCCUAUCCUCAAAACCUGGCCAAUCCCUCCAACUCCUCGUACCCUCAAGUUGAUAUUAGUGGUAUCCCACAAUUCAAUCCUGCCGCCCACUAUCGCCCGGAGAUGGUACGGCACCACCCAUCUCUCCUGCCUCAGCUGGAUCCAUCACUUCCCUCCAAUCUCCCCUCCUCCAAUCCUCCCCAGUCGCUCUAUUCUGCCUUCCCGUCAUACCCUCUUCGGCUCUGUCAGGACCCCCACCCAUCCCUUUCACUCCCGUUCAGGCAUCUGUACGACAACACCAGCAUGUCCACGCCCACCCCCAGGGGUCUUACCUGGAUAUGAGCACAAGAGCUGUGUAUUAGUAUAUAGUAGAAGAUUAACGGCUUGAUAAUGGCGCUUUUAGGGGGUUUAGCAAUGUGUAGCAUUAGUUUAAGUAGUCUAAUGUACUGUUUGUGUGUGUGUGUUCACAAUAAUUCAGCAGAGGAAUGAAAUUUAAGUUUGUAUAUAUAGCUGUUGAAUUUUUUUUAAUGAAAUAUCCAUUCCAGUGUGAAUAAUAAAAAAAAUGUCCACGA
Molecule: messenger RNA, 2471 nt
Organism: Gymnodraco acuticeps
Lineage: Eukaryota; Metazoa; Chordata; Actinopteri; Perciformes; Bathydraconidae
Gene: tbx6
Product: T-box transcription factor 6
Biological process (GO): regulation of transcription by RNA polymerase II; cell fate specification; positive regulation of DNA-templated transcription
Cellular component (GO): nucleus
Molecular function (GO): RNA polymerase II cis-regulatory region sequence-specific DNA binding; DNA-binding transcription factor activity, RNA polymerase II-specific
Source: RefSeq, a predicted model, not a curated record